Papaver somniferum (opium poppy) is the source of this 948-nucleotide messenger RNA. RefSeq names its product subtilisin-like protease SBT3.9. Gene Ontology annotation, molecular function: serine-type endopeptidase activity. Bases 1 to 948 code for a protein of 315 amino acids. Gene Ontology annotation, biological process: proteolysis. NCBI's taxonomy places the organism in Eukaryota, Viridiplantae, Streptophyta, Magnoliopsida, Ranunculales, Papaveraceae. The record is from RefSeq and is a predicted model, not a curated record. The transcript has 4 exons.
AUGUGCUUUGGUAAUGACAAAACUCUGAUUCAACAAGUUGUUGAGUCUGUCACUCAGGAACCUCCAAUAACAAUUGAGGCGACAAAAUCAGUAGUCAGUAACCAGAUAUCCCCUCAGAUAGCACUUUUCUCCUCUCGAGGGCCAAGUUCAGUCUCCCCUGCAAUUCUCAAACCGGAUAUAGCUGCCCCUGGUGUGCAUAUAUUAGCUCAGACUAGCCCGCUAUCUAACAACCAACAUGACAGCGAAGGAUAUGCAUUUAUGUCUGGAACUUCCAUGGCCACUCCUCAUGUAUCUGGAAUUGUAGCAUUACUGAAGGCUCUGCAUUCUGACUGGUCUCCGGCUGCAAUUAGAUCAGCUAUGGUUACAACUGCAUCAACGACUGACGCAACAGGAGGACCUAUAUUAUCCCAAGGGUUCCCACCUAAGAUUGUUGAUCCUUUUGACUAUGGUGGUGGUAUCGUUAACCCUAAUGGAUCAGCAGAUCCCGGGCUUGUCUAUGAUAUGUACAAAGAGGACUACAUCAACUAUUUCUGCGCCAUGGGGUAUGAUGCUCCCAAAAUUUCCAAAAUUGUUGGCCAAGAAAAUGUUAUCAACUGCCCACCUGCAGACCCAGGCUCUCUGUUAAACAUUAAUUUUCCAUCUUUCUCUAUACCUUAUCUAAUGGGGAAUUCAACUUCAGUUACCUUAAAAAGAAAAGUGACCAAUGUAGGACCCUUAUCUUCCACGUACAAGGUUUUGGUCGAGAACCCACCUGGCGUAACAAUUGCAGUAACACCUCCAGUGUUAGUUUUCACCCCCGUGGUUAGGAGAAUCUCAUUCGCUGUCACUGUAUUAUCUAACAAUGAUCACAUUCAACUGCCUGCUGGUGUGUACCAAUUUGGGUCUAUAACUUGGACUGACGGGGAUUAUCAUGUAAGGAGUCCGGUCUCAGUUAGAAGAUCUUCUUAG